CCAGAAUCUCCUUCCUUCUUGUAGCAUGUGGCUCUUCUGUAUAAACCCACUCAAAAUCGGUACGAGAAACAUGAGCACCCAUUACGAUACUCCACAUCCACUCACUCACGAGAUGUGCGGCAAGUGUGAGUGUUGGUGGUCGUGGGUCGACUACUCGCCCCGGACAUCAAUAUUCAUGAGGCGCCUGUGCGAUGACGUAGUGCGCAACUUCGCUGCCCUUGGAAGCCUCCCCGCCAUUGGCAGCUAUUGUGGAGCUCAAGGCAAGAUGGCGUCGGUAAUCGGUUCUGAGGUGGAAAUAGCAGAAGUAGAAGUGGAAGCAAUUCCUGUAGAAAUGCCUAUAGAGACUGUUGAAACAACAGAUGAAGUGUCUGUGCAGCCUAUGAUAGCAUUACAACCACUACCGGAGCCAGCUGGAGAAGAAAUUGUGUUACAAACUCGCGAAGAAGUUGUUGGUGAUCCAACCCUUGUGUAUGCGGACAGCAUUCCUGUGCCUGCUCCCGAAAUUGAAAUUUCAACAGAGGAAACGAUUCCUGCAAGAAAAGGAAAAGGAGGAAGGCGUAAAGGUGGAAAAUCACGAAAUCUCGUCAGCACAUCUGGAAUUAGUGGUAUCGGAGAUUUGGGAUUAGAUUCGGCGUCAUCGAAAAAAUGGGAGCAGAAACAGGUUCAGAUCAAGACACUAGAAGGCGAAUUUUCUGUCACAAUGUGGGCAUCAGGUACAGAUGACAACAAACUGGAUGAUGAAUCUGUUGCCGGAGAUUCCGACGCUGAUUUCACUGAAUAUAUGACUGGCAAAAAAUUACCUCCUGGCGGCAUACCUGGCCUUGAUCUCAGUGAUCCAAAACAGCUUGCAGAAUUUGCCAGGUGUGGACCUAGGAUUAAGCCAAGAAAAGCAGCUGAUGAUGUGCCUCGUACUGUUCCAUGCCCUCACAAAGGCUGCAAUAAAAUGUUUCGGGACAAUUCUGCAAUGCGAAAACAUUUGCAUACCCAUGGCCCUCGGGUUCAUGUCUGUGCAGAGUGUGGGAAGGCUUUUGUUGAGAGUUCAAAGUUAAAGCGACACCAACUAGUUCACACAGGAGAAAAACCAUUCCAGUGCACUUUUGAAGGGUGCGGCAAGAGAUUUUCACUUGAUUUUAACUUGAGAACACAUGUUCGAAUUCACACGGGUGACAGGCCAUAUGUCUGUCCCUUUGAUGGUUGCAACAAGAAGUUUGCCCAGUCUACCAACCUCAAGUCUCACAUAUUAACUCAUGCAAAAUCCAAGGUCGAUCGUUCUUCAAAAACCAUGCUUGUGUUUUCGGAUCAAGGGUCAUGUGAUGGUGAUCAGUGGGGUCAGUCAGCCUACACAAUUGCAGGCACUCAAGCGCAGGGUUUGACCUAUGUGACUGUUCCACCGGAGUCUCCGGGCUGGGGGGGCCAAGUGGAACAUCUUACAUGGGAUGGGGAGGUAACUAUGUGAACAAUGGAGUUUCCUUGACUAAGCAUCAAAUAUUGCCCAGUGCUGAGUUGAAACUUUUUGACAAAAUUAAGUGCACCUGCUUUGACCUAGAGAGGGAAUGUUGGACUGCUUCUGGUUCUUUGCGAAUAUUUGAUGCUAAAACUACACACUCAGCGACAGCAUGUCUGGGUACUGUUCCAUGAAUGCAAGAUCAUUUCUGUGAUGGAGUCUCCAAUAUAUUCUGAAGAAUUGGUGGCAAGACAUCUCAGCAUUGGUCGCAGGCAUCAAGAAAUAUUCAAAUUGGAUACUGCCAGUGUUUAUCCCACAAAGCAUAAGGACAAAAGAUUUACUUUUUCUUUGUCCGUGUCUGUGUAUUGCUGUUGGAACUUGCAUGCAACCAGUGGGUUAGUAAAAACAUAACCCAUGCGCUGAUUAUCUUUUGUGUCUGUAUAUUAGUUGCCUUUAUCUUACACUUUUCCACAGUUCACUUUUUUUUUUAAUUCAUCAUUAUAAAUUGUACAGAUAGCCUAAAGGCAGUAUGAGAGGGGUUUAAGAGGGUCCGAACCAAGUUUUUCAAGUGUAAAGGUUCUUACAUGGAGCUAUUGCCUCAGGCAGAUUCUUUCACCACAUUCCACCUCAGGAUUUGGGGGAAACUGUUCGAAGUUGGCAUGAUAUUAAGAAAAAUUAUUGACAGCAUUUUUUAAAUCCUGUUAGGUAGGCAGUUUUCUGACUAGGGGUGGUGGGGAUGAUUUGAGUAGUAAGACAUGCACAUAAUUUUCUUACAAAAGUAUUUAGAUGUGCUGACCAAAGCAUUUUGUUUUCAAUAAAACUAAGCUUUCAUUAUGACUAAGAUGGUAAUUUGUAAAUCUGUAGCAACUGAGAAACAGUAGCUAAAUGGUUAGGGAGUGGCCAUUAUUUUGCAGUUUGAGUGAAAGUUGAGCCUAUUUGGAUAAUUAGAGCUGUUUUUCUUUUUUUACAUAUAUAUAUUACAAAAUUUCACCACAGCCUGAAUACCCUCCUUCCCCUCUCUUCCCAAGACAGCUUGCUAUGUGAUUUGUUGCAAUCUGCCAUUUCAUUGCUACAAAUGAAACCAACAGUUUUGAAAUCCAUUAUGCACAUCGUUUGCUAUGGAGUAAACACUUUUCAGUGUUGACAUAUAAAGACAUGCUAAUGUUUGGGACAAUGGCUUAUGUUGAGCAUUGAAUCUUCACUACAGCAUCCGCAUUGAUACCCUGAAUAAAAACGGAAUUUUUGACGCUUGCAUCAGUUUCCAACACAGUUAAAGGAUUGUAUGGAUUGUUGCAUCGUGCAGCUGCAGAAUGAACUUUACCAUCAAAUGACAGUUGAAAUGGGCUUUUUAAAGUAAACAAGUUUACAGAGCUAUUGAGAUUAUUCAUGUGUGCUGGAAAGACCCAAGAUGUCUGCCCAUAAGCCUGUACAUAUUUUUUUUUUCCCUCCUCCUUUGAGACUUCCCAGGUGGCCAUGUCAUCUGGUAUUUCAGAGAAAUAGGACUUGUGCCUGUGUGUAUGUGCUGAUAGUGUGAAUGUGUGAGGUCGUGGGAUGAUGAGGUGUUGUAUUAUUUCAAUUUAUGUCAAACAGCACAUGAUUUGUUACUGAUUCUUGUCAUCCUUUUUUUUUUAAACCAUUCUCCUUCAUACCCUCUUGCUUGAAUUAAGUAUUACAUCAUUUCAUGUUGACUAUUGUACAUAGAUGAUGUUGCCAUUAUGUUUAUAUAAUAAAGAUAGAUGAUGUG
Molecule: messenger RNA, 3188 nt
Organism: Pomacea canaliculata
Lineage: Eukaryota; Metazoa; Mollusca; Gastropoda; Architaenioglossa; Ampullariidae
Product: transcriptional repressor protein YY1-like
Exons: 9
Coding region: 26-1456 (476 amino acids)
Biological process (GO): regulation of transcription by RNA polymerase II
Cellular component (GO): PcG protein complex; transcription regulator complex
Molecular function (GO): RNA polymerase II cis-regulatory region sequence-specific DNA binding; DNA-binding transcription factor activity, RNA polymerase II-specific
Source: RefSeq, a predicted model, not a curated record